AUGCCAUCGAAGCGCAGCGGUGCUCAGCGCAGGCAGCAGGCAAAGGCCCGCGCAGCCGCCAACGCCUCCGCCUCGACCUCUCCACCCACCUCAGCCCCACAAGCUUCGACCUCGAACUUCACCCCGACAGGCGACUUCACCUUCCGUUCACCCUCGGGCUCUUUCUCGCGCCCUACGAACGGCUCUGCGCGAAACGGGCACGGCUUCUCUGCGCCUGGAGCGUCGACGUCAGAUGAGGACGAGUCAGGAUCCGAGGAGGAGUCUUCGGAGGAGGAGGAGGAGGAGAAGGAGCAGGAGAAGCCCGACUCCGAGUUGACGGAAUCCGAACGCCUCGCCCGCGCUUUGGAGAAGAAGGAGCUCGGCAACCUCGCCUACAAGCGAUCCGACUACCCCUCCGCGACGCGCUUCUACUCGCACGCAAUCGAGCUCGACCCCUCGAACCCUUCGUACUUCCUCAACCGCGCUGCCGCGCGAAUGGGCUCGAAGCUCUUCGCUGCAGCGUUGGACGACUGUCUUGCAGCCCAAGGUUUGCAGAAGAACGACCCGCAGAGCAAGACACUCCUUCGAACGGCCAAGUGUCAGCUCGUGCUCGGGUUGACGAGCCAGGCGCAGCAGACUCUGCACGAGGCGUUCCGACUCGACCCUUCCAACCGCGCCAUCGCGACGGAGAAGAACCGCGCGGACAGGGUUGCGACGCACGUUGCGAAUAUCCGCCGCGACUUGGAGAAGAAGGACUGGAGUAUGGUUUUGCUUGGUGUCGAUGCGGCGGUGCGCGAGUGCGAGGCCGAAGUCACGCCCAAAGAGUGGAGGGUGUGGAAGCUUGAGGCGUUGAUUGGGAAGAAGCGGUACGACGAGGCGUCGAGUCUGGCUGCCGACCUCCUCCGCCUCGACGCGAAACAGCCUGAACCCCUCUACUACCGCGGCUUGUGUCUUUACCUCUCCGGCUCGAACGAUCAGGCGAUCAAGCACUGCCAGGAGGCGCUGCGGAACGACCCGGACUACUCGAAGGCGCGAACCCUCCUCAAGCGCAUCCGCCUCGUCGACUCGCUCAAGGAAGCCGGUAACGAAGCGUUCAAGGCCCAACGGACGGACGAGGCGAUUCAGAAGUACACCGAGGCGAUGGAGGCGGACCCGGAGAACGAGUCGAUGAAGGCGACGUUGUUGAGCAACAGGGCUGCGGCGCAUCUGAGGGCCAAGUCCUACGCCUCCGCCAUCGCCGACUGCUCCGCCUGCCUCGCGGUCAACUCCACCUACUUCAAAGCAUUCCGAACACGCGCGCGUGCCCACCUCGCGCAAGAAGACUGGGAGGCGGCCGUCGCCGACUUCAAGCAGGCUUUCGACCUUGCGCCAGAGGGAAGCAACGACGAGGCGCAGCUGAAGAAGGAGGUGAGGGAGGCGGAGCAGAAGCUCAAGCGGAGCAAGAUGAAGGACCACUACAAGACCCUCGGUAUCCACUCCGAGGCGACCGAAGUUGAGAUCAAGAAGGCGUAUCGCAAGAUGGCGAUCAUCCAUCACCCGGACAAGGGCGGAAGCGAGGCCGCGUUCAAGGAGGUCAGCGAGGCGUACGAGAUCUUGUCCGACCCGCAGCGGAGGGCAAAGUUCGAUGCCGGCAUCGACGAGAGCGAUCCGACGGGCGGCAUGUCAGGCUACGACGAUUUCGGCGGGUCACCAUUCGGGAUGGGCGGUUCACCCUUCGGCGGCUUCGGCGGUGGAUUUGGUGGCGGGUUCGGCGGCGGGUAUGGCGGCGGCGGAGCGUUCAACAUGGAGGACAUGUUUAUGGGCGGAGGAGGAGGAAGGCGAGGGUACGGCGGAGGUGGGUACUCCUACGGGUUCUAG
Messenger RNA from Rhodotorula toruloides NP11, 1836 nucleotides. Its product is annotated as DnaJ family protein. The record is from RefSeq and is a predicted model, not a curated record. The transcript is spliced from 7 exons. Gene Ontology annotation, molecular function: protein binding. Lineage: Eukaryota; Fungi; Basidiomycota; Microbotryomycetes; Sporidiobolales; Sporidiobolaceae. Bases 1 to 1836 code for a protein of 611 amino acids.